Iphiclides podalirius (scarce swallowtail) is the source of this 1449-nucleotide messenger RNA. NCBI's taxonomy places the organism in Eukaryota, Metazoa, Arthropoda, Insecta, Lepidoptera, Papilionidae. The record is from the annotation of a GenBank genome assembly.
AUGACGCCCACGAAGACUACAAAAACCGAAGUAGAAAUGGUGAUACGAAACAGAAAAACUGUUAUGAAAGACGGGAUCAUGACAAUGUCGGGCAUUGGCGAUCCAUCGGUUUUCCACGCUUUGGUUGUCAUCUUUUUGGAGUUCUUCGCAUGGGGCUUACUGACAAUGCCGAUUAUAUCAGUGCUGAACGCUACGUUCCCGGACCAUACGUUUUUGAUGAACGGCCUUAUAAUGGGGAUCAAGGGCAUUUUAUCCUUCCUGUCGGCGCCUCUCAUUGGUGCACUAUCCGACGUGUGGGGCCGCAAGUUCUUCCUGCUGGUCACGGUGUUCUUCACGUGCGCGCCGAUUCCGCUGAUGACGGUCAACACCUGGUGGUUCUUCGCGAUGAUCAGUAUUAGCGGUGUGUUCGCGGUGACUUUUUCAAUUGUGUUCGCGUACGUGGCUGACGUGACUACGGAAGCGGAACGCUCGCGGGCCUACGGCCUGGUGUCUGCUACGUUCGCAGCAAGCAUGGUGAUAUCACCCGCCCUUGGCGCCUACCUAAUGGACUUGUACGGGGAGGCUUUGGUCGUGGCCGCCGCUACGGCCGUCGCCGUGCUCGACGUAUUCUUCAUUAUGGUCGCUGUACCCGAGAGCCUCCCGGAAAAGGUCAGACCCAGCGGCUGGGGGCCUGCUAUCAGUUGGGAGCAGGCUGACCCAUUUGCGGCUUUAAGAAAAGUUGGUGCGGAGCGUACAGUGCUCAUGUUGUGUGUUGCCGUGUUUCUCUCGUACUUACCGGAAGCCGGACAGUAUUCUUGCAUAUUUGUGUAUUUAAAAUUAGUGAUGGGCUUUGGUGUUGUGCAAGUAGCAAUAUUUAUCGCAAUUGUUGGAGUGCUCAGCAUAGCAGUUCAGGUUGUGCUAGGCUUCCUAAUGCGGUCACUUGGGGCUAAACACACAAUCAUGGUUGGACUGUUGUUUGAGAUGCUGCAGCUUAUGUGGUAUGGCUUUGGAAGUCGUACGUGGAUGAUGUGGGCGGCUGGAGUUCUAGCAGCACUUGGAUCGUUAACAUAUCCUGCUAUCAGUGCUUAUGUGUCAGUUAAUAGCCGUGCAGAUCGUCAAGGGGUUGUGCAGGGCAUGGUCACUGGAGUGAGAGGACUGUGCAAUGGAUUAGGCCCCGCCAUGUUUGGUGUUAUAUUUUACCUAUUUCAUGUGGAUCUUAAUGAAGAGCAUGCUGUGACUGGUUUAGAUGGGAAGCCAGAUGAAAAAUACGUGAGAAUGGUGCCAGGGCCCCCAUUUGUGUUGGGAGCACUGCUGGUUAUAUGUGCACUCUUAGUAGCAGCUUUUCUGCCCGAAGAUGGCACUGUUGGCGGUGGAAGACGAGUACCGGCUGAUUUGCGAUUCGAAGUUGAGCGCGGACGGCGUGUGGCAGGUCCCCUGUCGCCCUUAAUGGCCCCUGAGUCUGCUGCCCUC